GAUCACUAAAGGGGCAAACCAAAAAUAUUGAGACAUUAAAUCCAGAAGAAGAAAGAUGGCGGUAAUGGAGAGAUUGAAAAUGUUCGUAGUACAAGAGCCUGUAGUGGCUGCUUCAUGUCUAAUCACUGGUUUUGGCCUUUUCCUUCCUGCAUUUGUUAGGCCAAUGCUUGAUUCCUUUGAAUCAUCAAAGCAAGUCCCUCUACCUGCUCCAAGUGAUGUGGUUACUGGUAUAACUGGGAAGAAACAAGGGUAACCUCCCGGUCAGGUUUUCUCAUUAAAAAGCCUAUUGUACUCUUAUUUACACCCCUUUUUUUGUUCAUUCUGAUCAGAAAACAAAAUAAGAUCUUCAUUUGUGUGUAACUAUUAAUGAUUUUGUAUUGGAGCUGUUUGAAUUCAGAAACUGCCUUCAUUUUAUUAGCCAGUAAAUGCAAUGUAAGAGGCUUUUCAUCA
Solanum stenotomum is the source of this 450-nucleotide messenger RNA. RefSeq lists its product as uncharacterized. The transcript has 3 exons. The coding region runs from base 56 to 253 and encodes 65 amino acids. The record is from RefSeq and is a predicted model, not a curated record. Lineage: Eukaryota; Viridiplantae; Streptophyta; Magnoliopsida; Solanales; Solanaceae.